Messenger RNA from Archocentrus centrarchus (flier cichlid), 1151 nucleotides. RefSeq names its product atonal bHLH transcription factor 1b (gene atoh1b). NCBI's taxonomy places the organism in Eukaryota, Metazoa, Chordata, Actinopteri, Cichliformes, Cichlidae. The record is from RefSeq and is a predicted model, not a curated record. Bases 35 to 805 code for a protein of 256 amino acids. Gene Ontology annotation, biological process: positive regulation of transcription by RNA polymerase II; axon development; sensory organ development. Gene Ontology annotation, molecular function: DNA-binding transcription factor activity, RNA polymerase II-specific; protein dimerization activity; E-box binding. The transcript has a single exon. Gene Ontology annotation, cellular component: nucleus.
CUGCCGUGCACGACUACAUCAGGACACUGCACUGAUGGCUGCCAAAGCAGAACUUUCAAGCUGGCCAGAGUACCCAGAGGAUUUCGCUCUGCUGCAGCAGCAGCAGCAGCACAACCUGGCCCACAUCAACUCCAAAACCUGGAUUUCCUCAACUUCAAUCCGUGCGCUCUCAAUUAGGGACGCGCACGCGGCUGCAGAGGCAGCGGGCAUCUCACGGGAGAAACUUGUGCCAGUGACCGAAUUCACUGACCGCGUUACCACUAAAAGCAUCACAGAGACAGAUCCUGUUAAGGCACCAGAUGGAGGCAAGACGGGCCACUUCGGCCCUCAGAGACACAGGCGCGUCGCAGCCAACGCCAGGGAGAGGAGGAGGAUGCACGGUCUAAACAAAGCGUUUGACGAGCUCAGGAGUGUCAUCCCCUCCCUGGAAAACGAGAAAAAGUUAUCCAAAUAUGAUACCCUCCAGAUGGCGCAGAUUUACAUCACAGAGCUGUCUGAGCUCCUGGCCGGCGUGGUUCACCCGGAGUGCAGGAGCCCUCGCCCAAGCUCUGCAGACAAGCCCUCCAGGAGGAGUCUGAUUCACUCUCUUAGACCAGCAGCCGCUGCACAGUCCCAGAACCCUCUGACCGGAGACCCCUCCGCCUCUAUUGGCCAUCUGAUUUUACUUGGACCUACAUCGGACAUGGAAUCAAAUAAAUCAGGGGCUUCUUCCAGCAGCAGCGAUGGGGAAUCUUCACAUCUCAGUGAUGCAGAGGAGGGUCAGAAUAGUAGACAGUAUCAGAAAGUAAAUACCACUGACUUCUAACUUGUUUCCAGACGUUUAUAUGGCAGAAGACAUCAACUGAUGAGACAGUCUUACUGCAUAGUGUCCUGUCUUAAUAAUAAAUAGUUUAGAUGCUGCACUACCUGUAAAAAAGCACAGGUAAAACUCAGAAACACCUGCUAAGAUCUUUGAAUUUGUUGAUUCAUGAGGAUGCAAUGGACUCUUAUAGGCCCCUUUUUUUGCACUUUAUAUGCCCAGAACUACUAGAGACAUUUCCACUUUCAUUAGUGACAUUUGUCUAAUUAAAAAAAACAAAACAAGUAUUUUUCUAUUUAUGUAUAGUUAAGGGUAUUUUAUGAUGGCUGUUUUGAUACAAUAAAGAUAUACU